Mixia osmundae IAM 14324 is the source of this 1587-nucleotide messenger RNA. RefSeq lists its product as uncharacterized. The coding region runs from base 1 to 1587 and encodes 528 amino acids. Gene Ontology annotation, biological process: endocytosis. Lineage: Eukaryota; Fungi; Basidiomycota; Mixiomycetes; Mixiales; Mixiaceae. Gene Ontology annotation, cellular component: cytoplasmic vesicle. The record is from RefSeq and is a predicted model, not a curated record. The transcript has 2 exons.
AUGGAGGGCCUCAUCAUCCUCGACUCGGCGGGCAAGGCGCUGUGUUCGCACUUUAGACGGCCGGGCUUGGCAGUCUUGGUGCUAGACGCCUUUGCGAGCGCGCUAUCGGAAGCAAAUCGCACGCAAUGCCCUCUCGAGCCUGUCAUUUGGGUGCCGGGCUUGCCAGAGCCAGUCUCUGUGGCUCGCCGGUCUCAUGAUAGUCCUCGACGGCGCAGAACAAGGACGCGCAGACGGUACAGCGAUGAGAGCGCGUCGUCGGACUCGUCAAGCGAGGAGAGCUCCGUUGAUGGCGACAGCGAGACGGAAGUACAGGCCAAUGGCUUUACGUCGGCGUACGAUGCUGCGCAGUCUGAGCCGCGCACAAGCGAAGCACUGAUACAGCCUCAAGGCUCAGCGUGCUGCCAUAUCUUACGCGGCGGUCUGCGCUUCAUCUUGCCCGUCAUACACGAGACAGACCCUACGCUCGUCUUUGCGUUCCUAGAGGCAUUCGUCGCUGUCCUGCAGGACUACUUUGGCGAAGUGUCGGAGUCGACGGUGAAAGAUAACUUUGACGUGGUCUAUGCUCUCUUUGAGGAUGUAAUCGGCCCACCUCGACCCGUCCUGACCGAUUCUGCGGCGCUCAAAGAGCUCGUACCACCUCCUUCGCUGAGCAACAAGGUACUCAGUGUAGCAGCGGCGGCCAUCAAUGCAUCUGCAGUCUUGCAGCCAAUACCGACCGUUGCAGUUCUAGGUAACGCGCCACUGUCGUCACCCAUUCUCUGGCGACGCAAUGGAAUACGUUACACGAACAACGAGAUCUAUUUUGACGUUUUGGAGGAAGUCGGCGCUAUCGUCGAUGCAAGAGGCAAGAUCGUCACAAGCGAAGUCUGGGGCAAGCUGCUUUGCAAAUGUCGCCUAUCAGGCGUGCCAGAUCUUCAGAUGAGCCUAUCGCAGAGCAACCUGCUGCAAGAUGUAUCGUUCCACCCAUGCGUCAGGCUAGCCAAGUGGCAUUCCGCAAAGCUGCUCUCAUUCGUACCGCCCGAUGGCCACUUCACUUUGCUCGAAUACCGACUUGGGCCGCCCAACACGGUCAACGAAUCUGGCGAGAUCAGCAGGAGCAGCGCCACAGAGCUGCCAAUCUCUCUCAAAGCGGAAGUGACAAGUGGUCGCAUCGGCGGAUCCUUCAAGCUCACUCUGGCGAGCAAAUUACCCUCUGCGCGACCUGUCGAGGCCGUCAGAGUCAUCUUUCCGCUCGGUCCUGCUGCCAAUGGCGUGACAGCAGAAGUGAGGGGUGGGCCGCCUGAUAAUGUCAGGGACGGACCGCAGGCGGGCACCUUUUGGGAGUUUGAUCCCGCAGAAAGAUGCCUUCUUUGGACGAUUCGCUCCUUUGACUCGAGCGAUCGUUCGCCUAGCAUCACAGGUACAUGGACACAUUCUGUGCCCACUAACAAGCCCGCGUCAUCAAUCGAAAUCCAUUUUAAUGCGUCGCUCGUCAACAUGUCGGGCAUCAAAGUCGACUCGCUCAAAGUGCUUGGCGAUCGACAAGCACCGUACAAGGGCGUCCGUCCCAUGCUGAGAAGCGGCAAGCUCGAGUUCAGAUGGCACUAA